Messenger RNA from Orbicella faveolata, 1108 nucleotides. Its product is annotated as electron transfer flavoprotein subunit beta-like. The record is from RefSeq and is a predicted model, not a curated record. Lineage: Eukaryota; Metazoa; Cnidaria; Anthozoa; Scleractinia; Merulinidae. Gene Ontology annotation, molecular function: electron transfer activity. Gene Ontology annotation, cellular component: mitochondrion. Gene Ontology annotation, biological process: amino acid catabolic process; fatty acid beta-oxidation using acyl-CoA dehydrogenase.
GUCAUGCGCUUUUGAGGUUCUCUUCCGUGCGCAAUCCAAGAUGGCGUCGCUCAGAGUAUUAGUCGGCUGCAAACGUGUCAUAGAUUACGCCGUAAAGAUACGUGUGAAACCUGAUAAAAGUGGGGUAGUAACUGAUGGAGUCAAACAUAGUAUGAAUCCUUUUGACGAAAUAGCAGUUGAAGAGGCAGUUAGACUUAAAGAAAAUGGUAUAGCUUCUGAGAUUGUUGCUGUGAGCUGUGGACCAGCCAAGAGUGAGGAAACCCUUCGUACAGCACUCGCCAUGGGAGCAGAUCGUGGUAUCCAUGUUGUUCUGAAUGACAAGGAGUAUGAAGGUCUUCAGCCUCUUGCAGUAGCCAAGCUUUUUGCGAAGAUCACAGAACAAGAGAAACCUAGUCUUAUUAUCCUUGGAAAACAGGCAAUUGAUGAUGAUUGUAAUCAGACAGGACAGAUGUUGUCUGCACUGCUGUCAUGGCCUCAGGCAACAUUUGCAUCCAAACUGGAACUAAAAGAUGAUAAACUGGGUGUGACGCGUGAAAUUGAUGGUGGUCUAGAGAUGAUUGACGUGAAGAUGCCAUGUGUCAUCACAGCAGAUCUACGGUUGAACGAGCCUCGUUAUGCCACUCUUCCAAAUAUCAUGAAAGCGAAAAAGAAGAAGAUUGACAAGAAAUCUCCUGGUGACUUGGGAGUGGACGUUGCACCCAGAAUAGAAACAAUCACUGUUGUUGAUCCGCCAGUACGCGAGGCAGGAAUUAAAGUAGAGACAGUGGAUGACUUGGUCGGUAAACUAAAAGAACAAGGAUUCUGCUGACCAGCUGAAGAAAUAGAUGCUGAAAAAUUGGACAGAAAAAAAUGAUCAUGCUCUUAAUUUGGCUUGGGUGUAAGAAUACUUCAUUUUUGGUGGAAAUGGCUUGCUCCUUUUUUAAUUGCCAAUUAAUUAUUUGUUAUCAAAUUUUGGCGCCGCUGAAAGCUGUACUUGUGUUUGUGUAGUUUCAUUGUAUCCUGUUGUGCGCCAUCGCCUAAGUGGAGAUCUAUGUUAUGGUAAAGCAAAUACAUGCACCUUUGCAGUGAGCCAUAUCGAAACCUCCAAGGAUUAAAACUCGUUACUGAA